ACCGUCACCUUUCUGCUCGCCUUCUCUGUUUCCUUUAUGUGUAAAUACAAUGAUGGUAGCCGUGUGACCUGGCUUGAAGUGGUCCAGGAGAGAAUAAAAGUCUUUCAGAUUGCCCACACCAGUGUGUGUGUCACUCCAUGUUAACUCCACGCAUCGCGGUUACCCCGUAGCACCUGUUCCUCACUCCAGUAAGAAUGCAGGUGUGUGUUUAUCUGCUCCUUGUGCUCCACGCUGCUGAUGGCUGCAUGUUGGUAGGGAUUCUGAGGACAGACGUCAUCACUGCAUACACAGGAGACUCAGUACUGCUGCCCUGCUCCUGUACUGACCCACACGCCAAACCUGAGAGUUUCACCUGGCAGAAAUACAACACAAGAAAACAAACAUGGGACAUGAUCACCAAUAAGAGUGAACAGUAUAGAAACAGAGUUCAGCUGGGUACUGCUCAUUCUCCAGGAAAGCUCUCUCUACUCAUAUCACACCUGACUGAAGAGGAUGAGGGAGAAUACUGGUGUUAUCUUAACCAGUGGAACUAUAAAGCCAUCAGACUCACCAUUAAAGGCUGUAUACUGGAACAUCACAGGAUCUCCGAAAUCACUGCAUACACAGGAGGCUCAGUACUGCUGCCUUGUUCCUGCACUGACCUACACACCAAACCUGAGAAUUUCACCUGGAGGAAACGCAACACAAACAGAAAUACAUGGGACGUGAUCAUCAGUGAGAGUGAACAGUACAGAAACAGAGUUCAGCUGGGUACUGCUCACUCUCCAGGAAAGCUCUCUCUACUCAUAUCACACCUGACUGAAGAGGAUGAGGGAGACUACAGGUGUUAUCUUAACCAGUGGAACUAUAAAGCCAUCAGACUCACCAUUAAAGGUUGUGUACUGGAACACAACAGGGAGCUAAAACUCAUCACUGCACACACAGGAGACUCAGUACUGCUACCCUGCAGCUGCAUCGAACUACACAACGAACCUGAGAGUUUCACCUGGAAGAAAUACAACCCAAACAGAAACACAUGGGAUGUGAUCUCCAGUGAGAGUGAACAGUACAGAAACAGAGUUCAGCUGAAUACUGCUCACUCUCCAGGAAAUCUCUCUCUACUCAUAUCACACCUGACUGAAGAGGAUGAGGGAGACUACAGGUGUCAAACUAAAGGGAAUAAACACAAAGACAUCAAACUUUAUGUUUCAGUCUGUAAGGAUGUUGUGAAGCCUCCCACAGUGCUGAGUGGAUACGUGGGAGGGUCUGUCCUGCUGCCCUGUUACUGCACCGAACUGCUGGCCGAGCCAAAAACCGUCAGAUGGAGCUUUAUAAAUGAAUCUGAUGUCAUCUACCCAAUUGACCAGACAAACCGUUACACUGAUAGAAUUCAGCUAGUUCCUGCUCCAAGAAAUUUCUCUCUAUUCAUAUCUGGUCUGACUAAAGAGGACUGGGGACAGUACAGGUGUAGCAUCAGCAGUUAUCAUCUUAUAGAUGUGCAACUUCAAGUAACAGUCUCUCCUCAGACUCUGCCCUACAUCCCCUUUGCUUUGGUCACUGUGAUCUUCCUCCACAUUAUCGUGGCUGUGGUUUAUUACACCAAGAGAAACAAAGUGUCAGAAAUGAGCAGAGUUCACUAUAACACUGCUGGUGGAGAUGGAACAGCUAGUCUGCAGUAGAGAAGAAAACCAAGAGAAAUCAACAGACCAGCUACAGACCUACACACCUGUUUAACAGACCUGCCACACACAUCUGAUCAGCUGUACCCACUGACCUGAACAAGUCUGUGUGUUAGAGAUUUAUCAGAAUGUCUUCAUUUGAAUACAGUUCCUCUCCACUGUAAGUGUAGCUGUCAGAUUAUUCACUAGACUGUAGUUUUGAAGAGUGUGUACGGUGUGUAGCAGCAGUCCUGCUGUGUGUGUGUGUGUGUGUGUGUAACUCAGUAAGAAUGCAGGUGUGUGUUUAUCUGCUCCUUGUGCUCCACGCUGCUGAUGGUGAGUGUUACCUUCUCUCUACAGAUGUUGUCAUCCUCAUACAUUCAUUUACACAAAGUUAUUUAUAUCUGGGAUCAGCAGAGAGCAGCAGCACCCAGCCAUCAAAAAUCACAACACCUAAAAUACAUGAUUGGUGUUUAACUCAUUUUUUUAUGACAGUACGGUGUGGUCACAUAUUCUUACAACAGCCGUCAGAAAUGGUGAUCUGUGUGUUGCAGGCUCUACAGUAACAAAAUUCGGUGCUCACAGAUUUUGGUGUACCACUGACAUUUAACCAUCUGAAGGCUCAGAGCAAUGUCUGUUCUGCUUAUUUUCUUAAAUUCACCUUAAAGGUACUUACAUGUUUGAUAUCACUGUGUUCAGAACAAUCUCAGCUAUCUUCCUAUUGAGGUAGAAUGUGACAUAGAUCACUGUAUAAAGCAAGGUAUGGAAUAUGGAAAUUUUUCAUCUCAUGUGAAAAAGUACCUUUACUCAUGUGGACCUGUUUUGGUGAUUGAAAUAAGUUUACCAAAGUAGUGAAAUACAUGAAUAAAGUAAUAUUGAAAAGUCUAAUAAAUGUCUAAAAUCACAUUGUGUACAUUUAUUGAGUAAAAGCAUGGUCUGUUAGCAACAUUAGCAGCUUUUGUUCUAAAUUAAAGGAGCAAAAUGUGCUCCUUUAGUUUACUCCAACCAUGUCUUGUCCACCUGGGUUAAGGGAAAAUAAAGUAAAUAUGAUUCUUCGCUAACCUGUCCCAUUAAGUGGCACUGAAAUAAUGUGCAGUAGUUCGGUCCGAUAGAGAUGAACCAGUGCUAAUUACUUGCUAAUUGCUAAUUAGAUACUAGCAUAAAGUAGGACUUGUAGAGGCAGGACUAAGAUUGAAAAAAUAUAGAACCAGAGAACUUGUGGGGGUUUUGUUUGUUUGUUUUUGGUACACUUGAGAAAAGAGGCUAACUGCUAAAUCAACAUGUUAAAUGCUGUAAAUGUCAAUUUAAAUAUUGUUAAUCUAGAACUAAAUUCUGACUCCUACAAGCAUCAUUUUGCUCUAUGAGUCUGUAAAAAAUGUAUUGCGUUUUAUUAUUACAUUAUGGUAUUUUUCUCAAGGAAUAGUUUUUCUGCAUUGUAUGUGUAUAUCUCUAUUGAAGGAUUUUUUGAUAUUUGACCUUUAAAUAGCAGCAUAUGUUUUCUGUUAUUAAUCAUGCCUUUUAAAGUCAAAUGCCGUCCGUUGUCUGUACGCAUCACUUCCACUGUGAGAGUCUAUUGCUGUUUGAUAAAUAAAGAGCAGGACAGAGAGUUGUGUUUUCUGUUUACACCCACUAAUAAACAAGUACAUCAUGAA
This is a messenger RNA of Electrophorus electricus (electric eel), 3289 nucleotides long. The record is from RefSeq and is a predicted model, not a curated record. NCBI's taxonomy places the organism in Eukaryota, Metazoa, Chordata, Actinopteri, Gymnotiformes, Gymnotidae.